This is a messenger RNA of Neospora caninum, 1344 nucleotides long. RefSeq names its product putative 50S ribosomal protein L3. Lineage: Eukaryota; Apicomplexa; Conoidasida; Eucoccidiorida; Sarcocystidae. Gene Ontology annotation, molecular function: structural constituent of ribosome. Gene Ontology annotation, biological process: translation. Gene Ontology annotation, cellular component: ribosome. The record is from RefSeq and is a predicted model, not a curated record. Bases 1 to 1344 code for a protein of 447 amino acids. The transcript is spliced from 5 exons.
AUGUGGGGCGAGCUUGCCUCCGCGAAAGGAGAGAUGCACUCAGGGCGUAGCGAGGAGUGCUGGGGGGAGAGCAAGACAUCCCUGCCUUCUUCGCGCGUCGCUUCUUCUCUUGGCCUCGCUUUCGUUUCCAGUUCCGUCUCCUCUUCUUGCGGGCCCCGACAGUCUUGGAUUUCCCCGCUUUCUUCCUCUCUUUGCUCUUUUUCGUCUUGCGCCGCGCCCGCAGUUCCCAAACAACAGCUCUCGUGGGAGGGUGGUUCUCGCACGCCACUCACAGUGGACGACGCGCUGUCCAUGAGAGCCCCGCUCGUGUUUUCUUCUUCCUUUUUCGCUCCUUCUCCUGGUGCGUCUGGCCCUCUGACAUCUUGUCCUCUGACAUCUUGCCUCCCCUCCAUGGGUAGCUUCGGCAGUCGGGCUGACGAGGGACUGGAUGAGAAUGGCGCAAGCCUCUGCUACCCUGGAGCGAGACGACGACGAGGAGCGAGAGACCCGACUGCCCUCCAAAUGAUCAAAAAGUAUGUGGGGCUCCGCGCGCCCGACGACCCGAGGGACUACCUCUUCGACAUUCGGUGGCCAGACCAGAAACCAGAGGUCGAGCUUUUAGCUCGGAAGAUCGACAUGACUGCAUGCUUCUCGCCGGAUGGCCAAGCCGAACCGGUGACACUGCUUCAGGUUAUUCCAGCGACGAUUGUUCAGUUCCUCGAAUACGGGAAAGCAGUGGUCUCCUACGACGCUCCUAAGCGCCGACGCCUGUUUGUGAAGAGGCCUGUUCUCGGCAAGCUGCAGCGGGUCGGAGCUACGGGCUUCGAGACGGCAACCCUCACUGUGCGCCCUCCCAACGAAUUCGUUCUCGGUCAGGUUUUGGACGUUUCGUCCCUUAUGGGGGCGAAGCACGUUCACGUACGAGCACUAAAGAAGGCGAAAGGGUUCCAAGGCAUCGUCUCCCGACACGGAUUCCACAGAGGGCCCAUGACCCACGGCUCGACUCACCAUCGGGGACCAGGGUCGGUCGGAGCCGGCACGGACCCCGGACGCGUUUUGCCGGGGACCAGAAUGGCAGGGCGCGACAAGGCAAAGUACGCGACGGUGCGCAACUUGCGCGUUUUAGGGUUUAAUCCGAAGCAAAACCUUUUAAUUGUGCGGGGAAGUGUCCCGGGAUGGGACAUGCGAACCGUCGUCCAUGUGGUAUGGGAACGGUGGCGAGAAGAGUGCAUCGAAGACCGUUCGCGGUUGAUCGAGAAGGAGCGGGAGGACCGCCUCAAACUCGUUGGCGCGGUCAAGUCGAGUGGCGUCAAGUCGGCGAAAAAUGUGGGGCCAAAGAAGGGAGGCGGAAAGAAAAAGAAGUGA